UCUUUUCAGCGAAUUGAAUUCUUAAGCAAGCAGUGAGUUUUCCGUAACAUUCUUUGGAUAUAAUAAAAUGGAUAACAUGGGUAUCUCAACGGAACCCAGUUUCCUUGAAGUUGAGCUUCCACAAACUCUGCUUGAAUCACCGUCAACAUCCACAUUUUUACCGGACGAAGAGGCCUCCGUUUGUCCACUGCUGCAUUCAAACAACAGCGCUUUGGACCCGGUCCUGUUAUCAUCCCACCCACUGAGCCCAAAUAUUGUGGCUAACGAUAUUACCUCAUCAAAUAUAAGCAACACAGAUUGCAAGGCGGAAACGAGUUCCUCUGGCAGCAGCGAUGGCAUCGCCAUGGAUGCUAUGGAAUCUACCUCAACCAAUCUAUUCAACAAAGUGAACUAUCAUCAUUUACAAAACAACAAUAUUACCACAAAUCAGGCUUCCAAUAAUCACUUUUUAAAUGGCAACAGACGGCAAUCAAAAGAAACCCCAAAUUUUGUAUCCUGGAACUGGCCAAUUAUUCGAAAAUGUACAUUCUUCCUUUUCAUCUCUGGAAUCAUGGCGAUGUGUUCAAUAGUUAUUGUCAAUAUUGCUACCAUGCCCAAAGUUUGUAACCCAAAAAUUUCAUGGUAUCGAGGGAGUGUUUUUUAUGAAAUAAACCCGGCCGCGUUCAUCGACUCUGAUCAUGAUCAAAUUGGUGACAUCGGCGGCAUAAUAAACAGGAUCGAGUAUUUUGCCAAUAUGGAUAUAUCCGGACUACGGUUGAACUCAAUUUUUCCAUCCGGUCCCUCCAAUGAUAGACACAUUAACGGUUCAUCUCUAAUUACAAUAAGACCGGAACUAGGCAGUUUCAGUUCUGUGCGAAAUUUAGCAAAUAUUUUACAUUCACACAAUAUAAAUUUACUAUUAGAUUUGCCAUUGCAGCAAGUGAUUGCUGCUAGAAGCGAAAAAGAAGUUCUAGAUGUAGUUUCAGAAUCUUUAGAGUAUUGGAUCGAUCAGGGAGUGAACGGAUUCUAUUUGAAAGGACUGGAUUCCUUAAAGAACAAUGCAGCUUUGUCAAUGUGUUUAUCGUCAUGGAAACGCAUACUUGGAAAGAAUAGAGUUCUCAUUGUCGAAGAGUCAAUUUUCAAGGAUAAAUCAAAAUCGGAAAUUUCUCUUCUUCUGGAUGAUAUCGAUUUGGUUGAUGUUGUUCUAAAUGUUGAGAAUAAUGCGAUACAAAUGAAGGAACGCAUACAAGUGGCUUUAAAUAAAAUGCCUAUUGGAGAGGAAGUGACUUGGGUUCAGUGGUCGCUUAGCGAAGUUAAGUCGGACAACAGUCUUCCCUCAUCCAAUCUAGAAAGAAUAUUUCCAGCAACCAUUAUGCAGUUGACUUUACCCGGAACAACAAAUAUUUUGCACACAAAUGAAGUAGCCAUUGCUCAGAACAAUAAAAAUAGGCUUCUUACCGAUCAAGUUAUUCAACAUUCGGAUGACGGAGCGACGGAUCAGCAGACCGAUAGUGAAAUGGUACACAGAAUGAUAUCCUUACGUGAACGGUCUCCGGCAAUUUACAAAAGCUUCAUAUGCAAGAGCGACAGUAAUAAACAAAAUACUCAAAUACUCGCCCAUAGCAGUGCCGACAUUCUAAUUGUGGUACGAAAUUAUCCACGAAAAAAUUCGCUUGUAUCAGUUACAAAUUUUGGGAGUACCAAAGUGACAGUAAAUUUAUCGUCUAAAUUUUAUAGUGGAAUACGCAUGCUGAUGACUGAAACAGACGAGAAGAUAUAUUUCGAAAGACUAAAAAUGUUUGCCUAUGACACGGUUGUUGUUAAAUUGGAUAAGUAAUCGAUUUUAGCAGCUAUGAAUUUAUAUUGUUUUAUCACUUGUAAAUGUAUGUACUUAUUGCAUGUUGAGUUUUAUAAUAAUAAAUAAACCUUCUACAGAAUAUAGUGAA
Molecule: messenger RNA, 1925 nt
Organism: Drosophila grimshawi
Lineage: Eukaryota; Metazoa; Arthropoda; Insecta; Diptera; Drosophilidae
Product: 4F2 cell-surface antigen heavy chain
Exons: 4
Coding region: 68-1816 (582 amino acids)
Biological process (GO): carbohydrate metabolic process; amino acid transport
Source: RefSeq, a predicted model, not a curated record